AUGAAGAGACUCGAUGAAACUUCCAAUAUGAAUGAUGAUAAGUUGUCAAUCAGCGAUUACAUUACAAUAUUUGUUGACACAUAUCUUCCACCAGAUUUAAAUCAUUUGCAAGGUACCGCAGGUCAUAUUGUGGCAUUUGUCUUGAACAUUAUACUCAUUUCAGAGAGAUAUUUAAGUCAUAAAAGAGAAAAUUCCUCACAAAUAUGUUUAAACAACUUGAAAGUAAAAGAAUUGAAAUGUUCAUCCGCUGAACCUUUACAAGAUUGUUUAGAUGAAAUUAAUAUAGAAUGUGAAGAAUACAUGGAUGAAUAUUCUAUAAUAGCAUAUGUUUUGUUGUUAUCAAGUAUUCUGAAUGUAAUAUAUUUGUGGUGGUGGAAUUAUAGAAUUUAUCAUUUCUUUUCUCACAAUCAAGAUGAACCUUUAAAUAUUCCACAUGCUAACCUUUUGUAUUAUGACAAACCAUAUGAAGAAGGUCAAAAAGUUUGGGAAAUUUGCGUAUGGAAUCCAAACAAAUUUUGUCUUAAUUUACUAUGUGGAUUCUCUCCGGUGCAAAUUGGAAUCCUUAUGCUCAUGAACAAGGAUACUCGGAUUUUCAAUAUCAUGUUAGCCGCGUUCUUGGCUUUACAAAUGUACUUCUAUACGGACAAAUUCAUUUCACUUCUUCGGGACAAAGAAAUUAUAUUUAGAGAAGUCCAACAUGAGUAUGAUACGAAAUUUGUGAAACCAAGAAUAUUCCGACAAAAGAAGAAUAUUGAAAUUCAAUCAAUUCCGCAAGAAGAGAUUAUAACUGAAUCGUUGCGUCCCAGACUAGAUGAGAAACGACGUUUUGAGAAAUUUGAUAAUCCAUGGGCAUAA
Messenger RNA from Funneliformis caledonium, 855 nucleotides. Lineage: Eukaryota; Fungi; Glomeromycota; Glomeromycetes; Glomerales; Glomeraceae. The record is from the annotation of a GenBank genome assembly.